CAUUACGAUUUACUCGUCUAUAGUCAUCUAUAGUCUAUAGUUGUCGACAGUUGUGGACAGUUGUCGAUACAUGUUCGUUGAAGAAUUUCGUUUAUUAAAUCUCGUAUUAGCUAAUUAAAAAGCACUAGCCAUGGCAGAAUUCGUGGAAAAACGAUGCGAGGACAUGAUUCCUGAAUUGGAACAAAUGGAGAGAAUUAAAUUAUUCGAUAAAAAUGAAAUUCGAGGAAUCGCAAAGAAACUGAAGGAGAAUGAAUACAAAAUUCAACGACUUACAAAAACUAAAGAAGACUAUUUACGAUAUAUACAAUACUUGAUGGACCUUCUUAAGUUGAUCAAACAACGUAGAGAUAAAUUUGGUAUUAACCAAAAAAAAUCGGAUAUCGAUCAUAUAAUUACAAACAAAAUGAAUCAGUUAUAUAAAGAUGCGAUAUUUAAAUUCCAAGAUGACAUACGUUUCUGGAUUGCGUAUAUGAAAUUUUGCAAACACGUUCAAUUUCAAAAUAGCGUUAGUCGCAUGUUGGGCAGGAUGCUACAAGUACACCAAGAUAAACCUAAAUGUUGGCACAUCGCGGCUCGUUGGGAGUUGGAAGAAAACAAGAAUAAGCAAACUGCUCGUCAAUUUCUGCUUCGUGGUUUACAUAUACAUCCGACUUCUCAAUUAUUAUUUAUAGAUACUUUCAAAUUAGAAUUAGAAGACGCAAAGUUGGAUGAACAAAAACACGAGAAUACCGAUUCUGUAACGCCAACGGUAACAGAAGACGAUAUGAGUAUUGGAUUGAAAAGGGCUUAUAUCGUAUAUCAACAAGCAUCGAAACAUAUAAAAGAUAUUAAAUUCAUAAUAGAAUUGCUCGACGCAACAAAGGAGCAUAGCAAUACAGAAAAAUUACAACAUAAAAUUGUUAGCGACAUGAUAGAAGAAUACGCUCACGAACCUCUAAUGUGGGAUACAAUGGCACGACGGGAGUUGGAAGGACUUGUUCAACCUACCGUUGACGAUGCAACAAUGGAAAUGGAUACUUGGAAACAAACCUCGUUGAGAGACCGUAUAACGUCCUGUAAUAAAGUUUAUCAAACGGCGCUGAAAAAAAUUAAGACCGAAGAAAUGUGGUCGCUGUACAUAGAAUGUUUAAUAGAAAUCAAUCAGAAGGCAGGACCUCUGCCAAAUUUUAAAAGAAAGUUAUUAAAAACUGCAUUUAUGCAAGCACAUCAAGCAAAAAAAUUGAUGGAGAAAUACUAUUUGCACUGGGUUAACAUGUUAAAUACCGAGAAAAAAGACGAAACUACUGAAAAAAAAUUAAAAGAAGUUUUGUGCAUGGCAACCGAAACUAUACCGAGUAGCGUAAACCUUUGGCAUGCUAGAUUAAGGUACUUGUUAGUUUCAGGACAAGACGAAGAAGCUGAAACCAUUUUUUCAAAGGCGAUACAAAUCCUCGGAGUAAAAUCGUUACCUUUAUGGAAGAUGAGGAUAUUACAUGCCCAAGCAAAAAGUCCUGAAAAAACAGAAGAAAUAUUCCAAGGAGCAGUACAGGGACAUCCUAACAUUGCUCAAGAAAUAAAACCUACUUACAUCGAAUGGCUGGUCUUAACAAAGAGUAUACAAGCAGCGCGCAAAGUUUACGAUAGUCUUUGUUUGCAACCACCUUUUUCUAUAGAGUUGCACAAAAAAAUGUCGGAACUAGAACUUAUGCAACCCGAGAUAUCAUUGAAACAUGCAAGAAAAUGUCAUGAAAUGUCAACGUUACAAUUUGGCAGGGAUAACGCGAGUGUCUGGAUAGAUUACGUGACGUUUGAAACGAAAUAUGGGGAACCAAAAAAAGUUGGAGAAUUACAUAGAAGAGCAGUGAAAACUUUAGAACCAGGGUUAACGGAUUCCUUUAUUUCAGAAUAUAGUUUAAUUAAAGCGAAUCCAGAUUCCUUAAAUGCGGAUACAUAAUUAAAGUAUUCUCGAACAGAGCAAAAUUUGUAAGACGAAGGUAUGGUUAAGUGAAAUAAUAAACACACACACUUUCUAUA
Messenger RNA from Hylaeus anthracinus, 2013 nucleotides. Its product is annotated as U3 small nucleolar RNA-associated protein 6 homolog. The record is from RefSeq and is a predicted model, not a curated record. Gene Ontology annotation, biological process: maturation of SSU-rRNA from tricistronic rRNA transcript (SSU-rRNA, 5.8S rRNA, LSU-rRNA). Bases 131 to 1933 code for a protein of 600 amino acids. Lineage: Eukaryota; Metazoa; Arthropoda; Insecta; Hymenoptera; Colletidae. The transcript is spliced from 9 exons. Gene Ontology annotation, cellular component: small-subunit processome; Pwp2p-containing subcomplex of 90S preribosome. Gene Ontology annotation, molecular function: protein binding; snoRNA binding.